AUGGCCGCUCCUCCGAGUGCGAAGCGAUCGAAGCGUGGAGAGCACCCAGCAGUGGCGCGCCGAGCCGUCGACACCGUGACGGAGAUUCGAUACGGUGACCUAGACGCGCUACCCGCAGACGUGUGGCUGCGCAUCGCAAAGGAGGUCGUGGAGAGAGACGAGUGCAGCUGCUCGUGGCCGCUCGUGUCGUGCGCCAUCGCCAUGCCGUGCAUGCGACGCGCACUAUCGGGAGACGUGCCUCUCGUGUUCUACGAAAAGUGCGAGUGCGUCCCCUCCGCCGUCUCCCUCGCUCAACAAAUCCGCAGCUUCGCAUGGCUGACGAAGCAGCUUCAAAGCCCUUCGGACUUCAUCUUCUCAAUCCAUGAAUCACCUCCCCGCCUCCUUUCCUCCCUCAUGCGCUCGUGCCUGUUCCCUUCCCUCUCCUCCAUCACCUCCCUUGAUCUCUACUUUUCCCAGAGCCUCCCCUCCCAUCCGCGCCUUCUCUUCUCCCUCUCGCAAGCGCCGCGCCUCAUGUCGCUUUCUAUUACGCAUGACGUUGCGUCGGACAGCGAGAGUGACACGCAACGGCACCACGGCAACGACCCCGUGAUGGUGGCGGAAAUGUGGGAAAUCGUUUCAAUCAUGCAAGAGGAGAAGGCGAGUGACAAGGACAGGUCGUUUCCCGUGCUGCGAAGCCUCCAACUCGACCUCCCCGCCUGCUCGCCUCUCGUCCUGCGCUUCGUCUCCUGCAUCUCUUCACAGCUGGACUAUCUCUCUCUUGGCGGUAAAAAUCAGUUCGCGGCUCACGAGGGCGAAGAGGAGGCUGAGAGGGGUGAGAACGCGGAAGCGCCAAGGGGGCGUGAGAGGGACGUUGACGGGCGAGACUCCUUAACUCUUCACGAAUGCCCGAAUGCCACGAAUGGCCGAUUCCACGGGAUCAGCUGCUCCAUUUCCCUCUCCGCCCCUCGUCUUUCCGCCCUCUGCGUGCUCUGGAAGUCUCCCCAUUUCCGCCUGCUCCUGCUCCCCACAUGCCCCGCGCACCUGCCGUCUCUCUUCCUUAGCUCGGACGGACCCUGCGAGUGGCCGUUGCAAGCGCCUCACCUCACGUCGCUUGAAUGCCUCUGCACCAACAUGCAGCCAGAGCAGGCUGCUUGUUUCCCUCCUGGUGUUCUAGCGACAGUCAAGGCGCUUGAGUGGAGAUAUGUUAAGGUUUCGCGGCCGCUGGACUUGCGUGCUUGGCACGGCCUGCGUUGCUUCCAUGCCAUGGGAUGGGACCCUGUGUCUCUGUGGAUGCUUCGCUUUGGCGUGCUCUGGCCUUGUGGCGUGGAGGGAUUGUUCUUCGAUCACAUUGGGAGCGACGUUGUGGAAGUUCUCAGGAGUGAGCUGAGAGAAGGUUUGAGGCAUGGAAGGGAGGGCACGUCGAGCAGCCGAGAUGACAUAGGCCUCGGGACAGUGGAAGGUGGGCCCGACAAGGACGGAAGCAGGGAUAUGGUUCAGGCUAAUGACGACGUGGCUCUCAUGUUUUACGAGAAAUGCCCGUGCUCAACUCCCUCCAUCUCCCUCGCUCAACGAAUUCGCAGCUUCGCAUGGCUGACCAAACAGCACCCGCGUCUCUCCGAGCUCUACGUAUCUCUUGACACUUCACCCCCCCGGCUCUUCUGCUCCCUCUUACACUCCUGCGUCUUCCCUUACCUCUCCUCCCUCACCUCUCUCACUAUCGACUUCUCCCGACGCCUCCCCUCCCCUCCGCGCCUUCUCUACUCCCUCUCUCAAGCGCCGCGCCUUAAGUUGCUUUCUCUUACUCAUGGCACCGUGCGGACAGACAGCAAGCACGAGUUGGCGCGGCACGGCUGCAAUGAUGCAGUGAUGGUGGCCGAGAUGUGGGAAAUAAUUACAAUCAUGGAGAUAAGGAAGCCGGAUGGAAAGGAGAAGCCAUUUCCGGUGCUGUCUCGCCUCGAUCUCUCUCUCCCCGCCUGCUCGCCUCUCGUCCUCCGCUUCGUCUCCUGCCUCUCUGCCCAGCUUCGCACUCUCUGCCUCAUCGCUUCUGCAGAUCAAUUUGCAGCUCAGGAGGGGAAUGAGGGCGCAGAAAGUGGUACGGGGAACGCGGACGGGUGGAGGGGGCGUGAGAGGGACAUUGACGGACGAAACUCCUUUUCUCUUCACCUCCCGCUGGCCACCAACGUCAGAUUCGACAGUAUUAACUGCUCCAUUUCGCUGUCCGCCCCUCGUCUCUCCGACCUCGGCUUUACUUGGCGGUCACGCCAUUCCCGCCUGCUCCUGCUCCCCACGUGCCCCGCGCAUCUGACAUCUCUCUACCUUGACACCGACUGGACCUGCGAGUGGGCGUUUCACGGGCCUCACCUCACCUCACUUGAUUCCCUCUGCACCAACAUGGAGCCAGAGAAGGUGGCAUGCUUCCCUCCCAGUGUGAUAGCGACCGUCAAGGCCCUUGAGUGGAGGAAUGAAACAUCGCUGGACUUGAGUGCUUGGCAGGGCCUGCGUUGUUUCCACGCUGUAGGCUGGCCCCCUGUAACUCUUGCAGAUCUCCGCUCGGGUGUGCUCUGGCCUUGUGGCCUGGAGGGGUUGUUUUUCAACAGCAUUGGCCCCGACGUCGUGGGACUGUUUGAGAAUGGGCUGGGAGAGGGCGAUGGGGGAGAAAGCUUGGGAAGGAGGAGGCAUGGAAGGGAUGAGAUAGUCUUGUACUUUGCUCUGCUCUCACUUGUUGGAUGCAUUGUUACAUAA
Molecule: messenger RNA, 2721 nt
Organism: Closterium sp. Naga37s-1
Lineage: Eukaryota; Viridiplantae; Streptophyta; Zygnematophyceae; Desmidiales; Closteriaceae
Source: the annotation of a GenBank genome assembly